CACCAAGAGCUAAAUGUUAGUUUCACUUUAAUCCAUUCACAGUAAACUAUUUUUACAUCCGGAUUUGGGUGUAAGUAUCUUCUGGCCUUUUGUUCGACAAGGUUCGGCCCCUCCCUCUCAGGGCCUCGACUCCAUAGAUUAUUUCUAUGUUGUAUUAUAAUUUUAUUUAUUGUGGAUAUGAAUUGUCUGACGUGAUAUUUUGUUGAGAAAAGCAGCGACAAUAUGCGCUAUGUCAAUAAUAAAUGCUAUGGCGUUAGCCCCUGCCGGCGGUGUGAGUGCUGAGUUCGGCCCCGCCCUCCCAGCGCCGCACUGGCCCGCCCUGCUCACACAAACUCCCCGCCUGAGCUCUGCCCGAGUCUGGGGAAAGCGUACGGCCUGGAGCGGUGUGUGGAAAAGGAGUUAAAAUACUAUGCCGAUGACCAAGGGGGUCGAUGGAUGAAGAUGUGACGACCCUCUCUCCCCAUUCCCACCAACCCAAGAUCAUCUUCCAUGGGUCAGGUGGGGAUGGUGAACCCGAGGAGGAUGAGGUGGCAGUGGAGCUACACGAGACGGUACUGGUCUCUGGAGUGGAGGAUGAUGGGAUAGCGGUGCAUGGUUUUUCCCCAGAUGAGCUGGUUAUCCAGGAUGCCAUGGGAGAUGUUGUUGCAGAGUAUGUACAGGACGACGAUGAGGAGGAGGAUGAGGAAGGCCUAAACACCAUUGCUGUGGGGACAUGCGUGAUGUCACCGGGGAUAGCUCUGGAAGAUGUGCUCAAUCCCUCUCAGGGGCAGGAGGACUCGGAUGGGUGUGAAAACUACCUCAUGAUUUCCUUGGAAGAACCUGGGAAGAUUGUGUCAGACGAUGAUGCUAAAGUUACAACAGAGGGCACUUUAGAGGAGCAGGAUGACGGGGAAAAGGAGGACGAUGAGGGUCAAGAGGUCAUCAAGGUUUAUAUCCUGAAGGCUGACUCAGGAGAUGAUGACCUGGGUGGCACUGUGGACAUUGGAGAUGCUGAUAUUGACGUGGACGAAAGUGUGGAGUUGAUGGAUCCAUCUGCGCUCAGUGAUAAAAUGGUUCUUAUGCCUGUGGGAGAAGCCAGUCAGAAUCAGGAAGACAUUAAUGUGGCUAAGAUAACUGAUGAAGUGUACAUGGAGGUGGUGGUGGGGGGUGAGGAGCCUGCCAAUCACCAGCGGCCAUUUGAUAACACCUCGCUUAACAAGGACUUCAUGCCUGUAGCUUGGGCAGCUGCUUAUGGUGGGCAGGAGGCUGAGAGCUGUGAGAACAGGAAUGGAGCAGCCAGCGCGGUGUUACACAUGGAAGAGUCUGACGUUAUGGAGAAAAUCAACCACCAGCGAAUCAGAAACAAGAACAAGAAACACACAGAGACACGUCACAUCCAGACAGCAAUUAUCAUUGGUCCAUAUGGACAGCCUCUCACAGUGUAUCCGUGCAUGCUGUGCGGAAAGAAAUUCAAAUCGCGAGGUUUCCUGAAGCGCCACACCAAGAACCACCACCAGGAUGUCAUAAACAAGAAGAAGUACCAGUGUACAGACUGUGACUUCACCACCAACAAGAAAGCCAGCCUCCACAAUCACAUGGAGAUCCACACGCUGAGCAGCAAGAGUGCACCCUUUGAGGGUGAGGUGUGCGGCAAGGAGUUCCACCAGCAGGCGGCACUCUUCUCCCACCGACUCCAGCACCAUUACAGAGAGCCGAAGCUGCAGAUUCCGCCACCCGCGACAAAAAUGCACAGCUGCAAGUUCUGCGAUUACGAAACAGCCGAGCAGGGGCUUCUUAACCGGCACUUACUGGCCGUGCACAGCAAAAACUUCCCUCACAUCUGCGUGGAGUGCGGGAAGGGCUUCCGGCACCCCUCUGAGCUCAAGAAGCACAUGAGGACUCACACUGGGGAAAAGCCAUACUCCUGCUUGUACUGCAGCUACAAAUCGGCCGACUCCUCCAACCUGAAGACGCACGUGAAGACGAAGCACAGCAAAGAGACGCCGCACAAGUGCGAGCGCUGCUUCCAGACCUUCGCUGAUCCCGAGGAGCUUCAGCAGCACACGCUCGCGCACGAGGAGGAAGCCAAGAGCCACCAGUGCAUGCACUGCGAGCAUCGCAGCUCCAACUCCAGUGACCUGAAACGCCACAUCAUUUCCGUUCACACUAAAGAAUACCCACAUAAGUGCGCCACGUGUGGAAAAGGCUUCCACCGGCCAUCUGAGCUCAAAAAGCACUCGGCCGCUCACAAGGCCAAAAAACUGCACCAGUGUCGCCACUGCAGCUUCAGGAUCGGAGAUCCGUUCGUGCUCAGCCGCCAUAUCCUCUCUGUCCACACCAAAGAAACGCAACAGCAAACGCCAUUCUCGGACAAAAAAGGCCUGAAGAAGGCAUUUGUUCUGGGUGCUCAUGGAGGGAAAAAGGUUUUGGCCAAAGUGCACAGGGAGCGGAGGGUGUAUCAGUGUCAGUAUUGCGAUUACAGCACCGGAGACGCCUCUGGCUUUAAGAGACACGUCAUCUCCAUCCACACCAAGGAUUACCCACACCGCUGCGAUUUCUGCUCCAAGGGUUUCCGCAGGCCAUCAGAGAAAAACCAGCACAUCGCACGCCAUCACAAAGACAUGAUGGCAUCUGUGUGACAUUAGACAACCCGACUGGAGUGUACAGGGUGUGCGAUGUGGCAAAAAAAAAAAAAAAUUGCAUCACGAUUUUUAGUUUAAGAUAUUUGGCUAAUAGUGUAACUGUAAAAACUGAGUAACUCUUUUUUUUAAUUCAGUGUUUCUAAAAUGAAUUUUCCAAGAAAAGGAUAAUCGAUUAGAACAGAUUUUAACAUCCAGUCAGGUCAGCGACCCGUUACUGCAAGUAACAGUACAUUUGAUCAAGUAGUGACCAGUUUGCUAAUUAAAAAGUAUAGUGACAUCAUUGAUCAUGAUAUUGAUGCCAUAUCGUCACAUCGCACACCCCUACCAGAGUCCUCCUUUUAGCGGCUUCUUGUUUAGUCACAUCGAUCAUGCUAACACCAAGAUUAUGUGUAGUGUAGAGAUAGUGCCCCAACGUUGCCUAUCACUAUGUUCCUUUUUUUUUUUUUUGUUCCUUUUCCUAAUCCUUCUGUUCCAAUGCCUUGUUCUGUAGGAGUGUGUGUGGGUGUGUGUGUAACAUUAGGUAUGGUCAUAUUAUCAAGUGUAUUCAAAGCAGGUAAUGGAAUACACAUAUGCACCACAGUUGUAGUGUAUGCGUCUGCUCACCACAAAAGGGUGUUUUGACAUUUCCCAGUACUGAGAAAAGAACAGAAUUGAUUCUGAAAUUUGAGGCAAAGCUCCAACAUUUUAAAAAUAAAGGCUUGAGAGCACAAGUUCGAGAUGGCAUACUCUCUGUCCCCUGUCAAUCAUAGCAACACGAGCCAAUCACGGUUGUCUGUGAAGAAUAAAAUGCCUGAAGCAGUCAGCUGUUCUUUUCUUAGUAGCUGGAAAUUCUUCAAUCGUUUGUUAAACGCACGUACACUACAGACCAGGUGGAGAUUCGGGUGAAAUAUGCCUUUCAGUCAGAGGGAUUUACGUUUCUAUCAAACUAUUGUGCAGUACAUUGAAUUGCUUUAUAAAUAUAACCCACCUUGGCAGACUUCGGUCCUCAUGCUGCGUGAGGCAGGAUCACGGGGGUGCUGACGGUGGUCUGAGGCGUCUGUGCUAAACAUUGCAUCGUGUUCUAUAACAGCCCAUGUCUACUGAACACACUGCCAACAGAAAGGGGUCAUGAAACAAACGUGAUGCGGAGAAUUUGACUUGAAAUCAAUUUGAGGAUUAUGUUCUCGGUCUUGUGGUUUGGUUUUGUUUUUAAGGCACAUUCUUGCCAUUUUUAAAACCCUCACACUUGAUUUUUCUCUUAAAUUAUAGACAGGGGUUUCUUGCACAAAUUCAAAUUAAUAGACAGACUGGUCUGAAGUAAAAUGAAUCUACAGUGGUGUGAAAAAGUGUUUGCCCCCUUCCUGAUUUUUUUUUUUUUGCAUGUUUGUCACACUUAAAUGUUUCAGAUCAUCAAAAGAAUUUAAAUAUUAAACAAAGAUAACACAAGUAAACACACAAUGCAGUUUUUAAAUGAAGGUUUUUAUUAUUAAGGGAAAAAAAAUCCAAACCUACAUGACCCUGUGUGAAAAAGUGAUUGCACCCUAAAUCUAAUAACUGGUUGGGCCACCCUUAGCAGCAAUAACUGCAAUCAAGUGUUUGCAAUAACUGGCAAUGAGUCUUUUACAGCGCUGUGGAGGAAUUUUGGCCCACUCAUCUUUGCAGAAUUGUUGUAGUUCAGCCACAUUGGAGGGUUUUCGAGCAUGAACCUCCUUUUUAAGGUUGUGCCACAGCAUCUCAAUCGGAUUCUGGUCAGGACUUUGACUCGGCCACUCCAAAGUCUUCAUUUUGUUUUUCUUAAGCCAUUCAGAGGUGGACUUGCUGGUGUGUUUUGGAUCAUUGUUCUGCUGCAGAACCCAAGUGCGCUUCAGCUGAAGGUCACAAACAGAUGGCCGGACAUUCUCCUUCAGGAUUUUUUGGUAGACAGCAGAAUUCAUGGUUCCAUUUACCACAGCAAGUCUUCCAGGUCCUGAAGCAGCAAAACAGCCCCAGACCAUCACACUACCACCACCAUAUUUUACUGUUGGUAUGAUGUGUUGCUUUUAUGCCAGAUGUAAUGGGACAUACACCUUCCAAAAAGUUCAGCUUUUGUCUCGUCAGUCCACAGAGUAUUUUCCCAAAAGUCUUGGGGAUCAUCAAGAUGUUUUCUGGCAAAACUGAGACGAGCCUUUAUGUUCUUUUUGCUCAGCAGUGGUUUUCGUCCAUGUAGGCAGUUUUGCCCAGUCUCUUUAUUAUGAUGGAGUUAUGAACACUGACCUUAAGUGAGGCCUGCAGUUCUUUGGAUGUUGUUGUGGGGUCUUUUGUGACCUCUUGGGUGAGUCAUCGCUGCGCUCUUGGGGUAAUUUUGGUCGGCCGGACGCUCCUGGGAAGGUUCACCACUGUUCCAUGUUGUCGCCGUUUGUGGAUAAUGGCUCUCACCGUGGUUCGCUGGAGUCCCAAAGCUUUAGAAAUGGCUUUAUUCAAUUACUUUUUCACACAGGGUCAUGUAGGUUUGGAUUUUUUCCCCCUUAAUAAUAAAAACCUUCAUUAAAAAACUGCAUUUUUUGUUUACUUGUGUUUAUCUUUGUCUAAUAUUUAAAUGUUUCAGGUCAAACAAAUUUAAGUGUGACCAAUGUGGGGGGAAAAAAAAAAUCAGGAAGGGGGCAAACACUUUUUCAUACCACUGUAUAGUAGCUUUGUUUACGCUCUAAAUCUUAGAAUUGAAACCAGAGUAUCGAUGAAUCACAAGCAGACCUAAGCUCUUUACGUAUCGAUUGAAAAUGUCUCCAUUUCAGGAAGCAGUCGACAUGUAGCAUAAACUUUUAGCUAGCAGUUGUCAGGAUGCACCAGUUCCAUCUGAUCUUAAGUCAAACAUCUUCCAUUAGCAGCGGCUUUUGCAAGAUCAUUUAUUUUUCCCUGUUUAGCGUCAUUAUCAUCACACAGUCCAGAUGAACAAGACUGAUUUGGAUUUGAAAACAUCAGAUCAGAUUGGAUACAGCCUUUCUGGACAAUAUGGUAAUGAUCCUGAUUGUUGGAAUGACAUGGUUUGACCUGCUACAGUAUAUUACACCCAACAUGCUAGCAAAAGGGUUUUGGUCAUAUAAUGCAAUAAUACCACCUUCACCUCAUGCUAAAAAUGAGUUAUCAGAGAAACUAGGCACUCGUAUAUAAAUAAAUAAUUAUUCUAAUUUGUCUAUUUAUUUAGUCCACUAAUAUUGGAAUCAUGACUGAGCAGUUAAAUUUGGCAGUUUUCAGCUGUGUGUGUGUGUGGCUUGCGUUUGAGUGAAAGUUUAUUGUUAAACCAUUAAUGACUGACUAAAUCACCUACAUGCAAGAUAUAAAGUAUUUAUAUCACAAGUUAUCACAGGUCAGAAGAUAUAUCAUGACAUGUCAGCGUGAUGUGUCUGACUAAAGACCAUCAGUAGACAGCUGCCCUUCAUAUUCUACCUAUCUAAGCUGCCUGCUUCUGAAAUAGAUUUUAAGUACAGAAUAAUCUUAAGGGGCCCGAACACGGUCUCUUGUCUAGAAACUUGUAGAGGAAAGAUGCACAUGAUUCUCUCUAAAUCUAAUGUAUAACUUUGAAUCGGUAUAUUCUAAAAGAUGUUGUGUACAUACAUAACUUUUGUAAAUACAGAAUUAUUAAAAAAUUAGACUAUU
Neoarius graeffei (lesser salmon catfish) is the source of this 6233-nucleotide messenger RNA. RefSeq names its product zinc finger protein X-linked (gene zfx). Gene Ontology annotation, molecular function: RNA polymerase II transcription regulatory region sequence-specific DNA binding; DNA-binding transcription factor activity, RNA polymerase II-specific; metal ion binding. Bases 432 to 2618 code for a protein of 728 amino acids. Gene Ontology annotation, cellular component: nucleus. NCBI's taxonomy places the organism in Eukaryota, Metazoa, Chordata, Actinopteri, Siluriformes, Ariidae. Gene Ontology annotation, biological process: regulation of transcription by RNA polymerase II. The transcript has 8 exons. The record is from RefSeq and is a predicted model, not a curated record.